Messenger RNA from Dovyalis caffra, 468 nucleotides. The record is from the annotation of a GenBank genome assembly. Lineage: Eukaryota; Viridiplantae; Streptophyta; Magnoliopsida; Malpighiales; Salicaceae.
AUGGCGAGUGGCAGAAUCGGUGGUGCAUUGGAUUUAGCUGUUGUACUUGACUUUGUUGACUUGGGUCAUGAUUUGAUCAUUGCGGCCAAUACUUCUGCUUCUGAUUUGAUUAAGAGUGUAGCUACUGAAUGUGGGGUUGAUUUCGAUGAGGAUCCAUUUGCUAUGGUUAUUGAUCAUAAAAGUUAUGCUGUCGUCGAGACUGAGGGUGAUCAUACAUUGAUUGCUGCGGAUGAUUUUAUUGAAUCUGAUGUGAUUUUUGGAGAACGUAAGAUUGAGAUUAAACAGGCUCCUGUGCUCUUUAAGGGGAUUGCACAUUCUUUAAAUUCAGCGAAGUCCCUGGUGAGGUCAAGGUCAAAUGAGUCUUGGUUUAUUUCUUUGUUAAUGCGGCUGGAUGAAAACCUUUUUAAGGGCAAAGCAAAGGGACUAAUUAAUUUCUCUUUCAAAGAAAGAGGGACCAAGAUGCAAUAA